Messenger RNA from Blepharisma stoltei, 810 nucleotides. The record is from the annotation of a GenBank genome assembly. NCBI's taxonomy places the organism in Eukaryota, Ciliophora, Heterotrichea, Heterotrichida, Blepharismidae.
AUGGCCUUAUUGUCAAACGCCCAAAUACUCAGAUCGCACUCAUCAGACUUAAAAGCAGAGUACUUACGAAAACUCAACGAACUCGAGCUUGAAAAAGAAGAAGCAGAAUACUACAAACGAAGUUACAAACGCAAAGUAGAAAAGCUUAACCAAGAAAAGCGGAACUAUCAAGCCAAAGUUGCUGAACUUGCAAUCAGAAUGACCCCAAACCACACCGAAGAAUCAAGCAGCGACAAAUCCUUUGACUUUGAAGACUGUCCUAUACCUUUUCAAAAUGGCGAACGAGAACCAAAAGAAAAUUUCCACGAAAAAGAGGAAGAAGAAGCUUUAGCUAGGGAGCGAGAAGCUUUAAAUGAGCUUAAAGAGCAAGUUGAGCAAGAGUUGUCAAAACUUCGAAGGGAAAAGCAUAAACUUUCAGUCCAUCAAAGGAUUUCUAUGCAGUCUCAAAGCAAGUUCAGCGACUACAAUCGACCAAUAGAAAUAACACGAAAUAAAAUUUUGAGCAAAUGUGGAAGCCUGGAUAAAAUAAACAGUCCUGAACCUACUGAUUUGGAACAAGAACAGCGAGAAAUCGAGCAAGUAAGAAUCACGCUUGCGCAGAAGCAAAAAAUACUAGAGGAUGCAUAUAAAAAAGUACAAGAAGAAAGAGCAGCUUUGGAAAAAGAUAAAAAAGAAUUCGAAGAAAAAGUGUCAGGAUUUAUUAAAACCGGAGAAAAAGUGAAAAUGACACCUAAAACAACUCCGAAAGUUCCAAAAAGUCCUUUGAGGUUUAGAGAAAUAAAUCAAUCAGCGGCGAGGCUGAUAUUUUAA